This is a messenger RNA of Gigantopelta aegis, 1294 nucleotides long. RefSeq names its product C-type lectin domain family 10 member A-like. The transcript has 7 exons. The coding region runs from base 143 to 1114 and encodes 323 amino acids. NCBI's taxonomy places the organism in Eukaryota, Metazoa, Mollusca, Gastropoda, Neomphalida, Peltospiridae. The record is from RefSeq and is a predicted model, not a curated record.
AUCAACAGCAUUCCAUCUAGUGAUUUAUUUCGUUUACCUGUAUGGAUUACCAAAAGGGAUAAUCUUUGAUUGGCAUGCAGAUUAUGCCUGUGAACAAAUAGCAUGUACAUGUGUUGUGCGCAUUGGCCACUUCACUUUCACCAUGGCAGGUACCCUUUAUCAGCUUAUUGUUGCCAUGCUAAUUCUUGAGUACGAAGUUAAUGCCAACUUGUUUCGUUUCAAAACUGUUGAGACCGUUGCAUUUAAUGAGAACGAAUAUUCUUCUGAUGACAUGUUUUCGAAAUCUGAUGACAUUGAUCUGUCCAAACUGAUAGAAGCAGUCAAUGACAUCAAACAACGUCUGCAGGAACUGGAAACUGAGAAAGCUGAUCUCCUGGUAGCCUGUAACGAGGUAACCACACAGGCUGCACAGACAGCACAGGCUGCGAGCCAAUCGGCAGGGGCAGCAGCAACUGUAGAUACGUCACAUUUAGUGGUCAUCGGCCAGCUAGGAGGCGCGCAGUCCAAAAUCAGCCAAUUGAAAACGGCCGUUAAAAAGGAAUCCAGUGGGGUAUCCACAAUCAACACUGCAUCAGAAAUUAAAACUGACGUGAGCAACUUAACUAAGAUCGCGAAUGAGUAUACACAACGAAUUUCCUAUCUCAAGAAACAAACCGGUAACCUGAAAUCAAUGAACGCUCAACAAACUGACGUUGUAACAGGUUGUCCAAACGGCUUUACAGAAAUGGAAGGUCAUUGCUAUGGACAACCUUCUAUUACAGGACCUCAACCAAGGGCUCAUGCAAUCUGCGCCACAGUGGGAGGAUAUCUCGUACAACCGGAAACAAAAUCCGAAUGGGAAAAUGUCAGAAACUUUAUUGAUCAGCAUGAUAGCGAUAACGUGUAUAUCGGUUUGACCGACAUGGUGGUUGAAGGACAAUGGACGUGGAGUCACGGCGGUAAGUUGUUGUCCUCCGAGAUGAAAAAAUGGGUCUGGUCUCCACGGCAACCCGACAACUGGUGGAACUUAGAACACGUCAGCAACAUGGUCCGCAGGAAAGGUUUCUUCUUCAACGACGUCAGCUGGAGACAGAGGUUCUCUGCUGUUUGUGAAAUCGGCGAAGACAAAAAAUGAAAUGGGAAAUGAAAUGACAUCGAGGGAAGCAAAGACGAAGAAUUCCUUUUGAAAUAGACGAACAUCAGUGUGUUUUGUUCCUCCAGUUCCGGACUGUACCUUCCAUAGUAGGUAUAUCAAACAACAUAGUAUGUGUUGUCCUGUAUGUAGGAACAACACAAAUAAAAGAUUCUUAGCUGC